Molecule: messenger RNA, 782 nt
Organism: Solanum verrucosum
Lineage: Eukaryota; Viridiplantae; Streptophyta; Magnoliopsida; Solanales; Solanaceae
Product: glyoxylase I 4-like
Exons: 4
Coding region: 30-602 (190 amino acids)
Molecular function (GO): lactoylglutathione lyase activity; metal ion binding
Source: RefSeq, a predicted model, not a curated record
AUAAUAAUAUAUCGAUCGAGGAAGGAAAGAUGAUAGUGGAGAUUGAGGAAGUGAGCAGCUGCGAAGCACUGCCUCUGCUUUCACUAAAUCAUGUGUCCUUGUUAGUGAGAGAUGUCUGGAAUUCUGUGCGCUUCUAUGAAGAUGUCUUGGGCUUUUGCCUUGUUAAACGCCCUUCUUCUUUCAACUUCCAUGGAGCCUGGUUGUACAACUAUGGAGUGGGGAUUCACUUGCUUGAGAACAAAGGUAUGGAGGAUUACGAUGAACCUCGACCAAUUAAUCCCAAGGAUAACCACAUUUCCUUCCAGAGUAGUGAUGUUGUGGUAGUGAAGAGGAGGUUGGAGGAAAUGGGAAUGCGAUACGCGACUGCACUUGUGGAGGAAGAAGGGAUAAAGGUGGAUCAAGUGUUUUUCCAUGAUCCUGAUGGCUACAUGAUUGAAAUAUGCAACUGUGACAACCUUCCUAUUCUGCCCAUUUCUUCAAGCUGCUCACUCAAGCCCCACAACUAUUAUAACAAAAUGAUUGCCACAAAUUAUGGAUGUGGUUUCAUGGAGAAUGAGAUGCUGGAGAACUUAAGCAUGAACAUGCUCAACUUUUCCUUCUAAACAUGAAUACCAGUGUGCAAUGUGUGUGUGUGAUUGGAAGUUCUUAUAAUUUGUUUGAUUAAGUGGCUUUGUCCACAAGUUCAUAUCUUUUAAGCCUGUCUUGAUACUACCUACACAAGUUAAAGCUUGAAUAAUUGAAUAAUUUUAUUUUCAAACUAUAUAUAGUUUGUAUAUUUACAA